AUGGCCGUCAAGCGCGUCGUGGCCGUCCUGGCACUUGCCACCAGCCUCCUCGCCACGUCGGUACUUGGUGAAGAGCAAGCAAAGUGUGGCCAAGCGAGCUACUACCCAUCCGAGUACGCCUGCUACGACAAUAAGACACUCUGCCCGAUUACGUUCAGCUUGCCGACCAAGCCCUGCGGUGGGGGCUGCUACUCGCCAGAGCAGUACUCAUGUGAAGACGAAACGAUCAAGGAUCUGCCUGAAGCGACGAGCCCCUUCACCCUUACGUUUUCAGGCGUGCGCAAGACUUUCCAGAACCUGAACGUCAAGGCCUGCGGGAGAUACCUUGCUGUGGGCGCCAACGCUAGAGAGUGCCAUGCUUGCACUGCGGCCGGUGGCACAAACUGCGGGACCUACCAGAACUCGACGGUGCUGCUUCCUGGUGGGGAAAUGGCUUCCGACGUUCCCGGCCACCAGUACUGGUACAUCAACCCAACCGACGGUAUCCUACGAUAUACCGAAGCUCUCGCUGGUAACGCUUCGCUCUGGAACGCCACCAUCCCUGGGAAGGAGUUCGCCGGUCAAAACGUCAAGGUCUACGAAAACGGACUGUUCACAUGGACCCGAGAGGAUGCCACGACACACUGGUGGAUGGCUUGCUUGGUUACGCUGCCUGGUGGUGCUGUUGGAACUGCCAGGUCGUGGCGCAUCUAUGCUCCCACUUACGUCAACAUGGAGAGAGGAGACUGCGAGCUUGGGAGGAUUUUCUCCAAGGCGGUGGAUAGGAAGGCGGGGGUGUACAAGUACCCAUGA
This is a messenger RNA of Podospora anserina S mat+, 792 nucleotides long. RefSeq lists its product as uncharacterized. Gene Ontology annotation, molecular function: carbohydrate binding. Bases 1 to 792 code for a protein of 263 amino acids. The record is from RefSeq and is a predicted model, not a curated record. Lineage: Eukaryota; Fungi; Ascomycota; Sordariomycetes; Sordariales; Podosporaceae. The transcript has 2 exons.